Molecule: messenger RNA, 2144 nt
Organism: Drosophila sulfurigaster albostrigata
Lineage: Eukaryota; Metazoa; Arthropoda; Insecta; Diptera; Drosophilidae
Exons: 4
Coding region: 881-2137 (418 amino acids)
Molecular function (GO): protein dimerization activity
Source: RefSeq, a predicted model, not a curated record
CCCUCAAAAGUUCACCCCUAAUUUUAAGCUUCUUGCAUCACUAAUAUUGUGAAAUUCGGUUGCGGCAUAUCAAGUUAACGAUGCCAAAGGAAUCAUAUAAACAAAAAGUGAGAGAUGUCUGGCUGCAGAGCAGCGAAUUCAAGGAGUGGAUGAGGAAGGAUCCUACAGACCUCACGCGGGUGUUUUGCAGCUAUUGCAAGUGCAGCAUAACUGCAAAAUUAAGCGACUUGCGUGCACAUGCUGCAACAAGAAAACACACCAGUGCUAUGGAGGGCUUUGUGCAAAAAAAUAAAAUAAAUUUUGCAAAAACGCCUUCAAAAACAAUUGAGCAGGAGGUUGCGCUGUGCCUAUUUGUUGCUCAGCAUAGCGCAAUAGCCCCUAUAAAUCAUUUAAGUGACCUUUGCCAAAAAAAGUUUGAUGACAGUAGCACCGCAACAAAAAUAAAGAUGCACCGCACAAAAUGCACAUACAUAAUUAAAAAUGCAUUGGCUCCCCACUUCAAUGAAGAGCUUCGCAAGGACAUUGGUGGCUCCAAGUUUAGUUUACUUUUGGACGAAUCCACAGACAUUAGUGUCACAAAGUUACUUGGUGAGUUAAUAAUAUUCAAAUAUAAAGUUAUGUGUAUAUAUGUAUAUUAUUUAUAAUCGUUUUUAUUUGGUUUGUGUUAAUACAUGUUAAUAUUAUUAAAAUUUAAUGUUUAGGUGUGGUCAUUAAGUACUUUUCUGUAGAAAAAGCAACAGUAGAGUCAACAUUUUUAAGCUUAGUAAAGCUAGAAGCUGGGGACGCAUUGUCCAUCGCAAACGGUCUCAAACAGGAGUUAAAGCGUUUAAGUCUUGAUAUAAAGAAUUUAAUUGGCAUUGGAACAGAUAACGCAAGUGUGAUGAUUGGAAGCAAGAAUAGCGUUUACACAGAACUAAAGAAGGAGGCCCCAUCUCUUAUCUUAAUCAAAUGUGUUUGUCAUUCGGUGCAACUGGCAGUAAACUACGCCUGUAAGCACUUUUUUCCGGAUGAUUUGGAAUUUUUGAUUUAUGAAACUCAUAAUUGGUUUUCAAAAAGUUCAAUUCGCCAGUCGCUAUACAAAAAAAUAUAUGAGUCUAUCAAUAACGAAAAGGCCCCCCUUAAAAUUCCAAGGGUUUGUGAUACUAGAUGGUUAUCCAUUGAAAUGGCAGUAACUCGAAUUUUAGACCAAUGGCAUGAACUGAAAACUCACUUUGGAAUUGCUGCUAUGAGUGAAAAAUGCAAAACCGCAAAAAUCCUGUACGAAUCUUUCUGCGACAAAAAAAACUAUUUGUACUUGGUAUUUUUAAAGCCUAUAUUGCAGGACAUGCAAAAAAUUAACUUGUGCUUCCAAAGUAAUUCGGCUAAUGCGACGAUGCUUUUAAGUGAUCUUAUACUCGCUAUCAGAUCAUUGCGACAGAAAAUAAUUCCUCCUGAUAUUGAUGUUGACAUUAUUAACGACGAUGACUUCGAAAAGCACGUCAAAAGCGAUUUAGGCCUCGGCUACGAUUUUGAAAAAGAAGUCAAAUCAAUGAAUAUAGAAUCCGUCGAAGAAAUGGAAAUAAGAGAGUGCUGUUCCGGUUUUGUAGUAGAGCUAGCCAAACAGUUGAAGCAAAGACUUCCGGACAAUUUUAACAUAUUAAAACAGAUUGAUGCAUUCUCUGUUGAAAAUAUUUUAAAAAUCAAAAAGAAACAAAUCUCUCCAAUCCUUGAGUAUUUUCGUACUCCUAAUAUAGAUAAAAUUGAACGACUGUACAACGACAUAACCCUGGUAGAGUGGGAAAAUGUCGAUGAUACUGUUAAGUUCUGGGCUGAAGUUCUUAAAUAUCGGGAUUCUGGCGGAAACUGCCGUUUUCAGGAAUUGGCUUCAGUUGCUCUGCAAAUGCAGUCCCUGCCUUGGUCGAAUGCCGACGUCGAGCGGGUGUUCAGCCAAGUCAAUUUAAUAAAAACGAAAAUUCGAAAUAGCAUGAGCGUUGAAACGUUAAACGCUAUACUGAGUAUAAGGUACGGGCUGCGUCGACACAAUAUGUGCUGUUUUAACUAUAAUGUACCACCCAGCUGCCUAUCUACAAUUGAAGACAAGAAAUUUUAUCCAAUUGAUGAUGAUGAUAAUAUUGACGACAUCUUAAAUAUAAUAUAGAUCUUAA